ACGAGAUAAAAUAUAAACUAAAAAAAAUACCUAGAGAGGAGUGGGUAGCGUGCAGAGAGAAAGCGCGUCUGGUGCUUUUGUAUACAUUGAGCGUCAUUGGAGCAUCUCAAUGAUAAUGGCAUUUCCAUGAGAUCAUAUUCCUUAUGUCAUUCCCAUUUUUUUACAAUAUACCAACGGCUUUCAUCAAAACAAUCAGCUCAGCAGCGCACAGCACCAACGAGCUAAACGUGAAACAAUAUAUUCCAACUAAAGAGAGACAAAGAGGAGAAUAUAAAGAGAAGUGAAAAUCACCUUUAAGGUUUUGACGCCGCUAAUGGAGGGGGAGAAGAAGAGGAAGAGGACAGUUAACGGCGGUGGAGAUCGGAGAAGAGAAGCUGCAGUAGGUGGAAGUAACGCAGUAUUCACGCCGCUGCCGCCGCCGCCUUCAGAGGCGGAGGUUGAGGAGUUCUUCGCGAUCUUACGGAGGAUGCACGUCGCCGUGAAGUAUCUGGAGAAGAGUGAUCCGAUUCUACCUGCAAACAUUAAUCGCCACGGCAGUAGGUUAACGGCGAUGGAGACUGAUGCCGACGGUGUUGGACGGAUUCCGUUACGGAGUGGUGGUUUGGAAUUGGACCUCAACAUGGAGCCAGAACCGGAGACUAACGGCGUUUAAGCUGAUGUGUCAAGGAAGUAAGCACGUGGCCGGUUAUAGUAUCUGACGUACAGGUUAAGCUUUUCUAAGCAUUCAAGCAAAAUACUUGUUUUUCACUUUUUUAGUAAUUGUUUUUUGUCAAAAGAAAUUUAUUUUUGAAGUAGAAGUAAAAAUUACGAAACUCUGUACCAUUGUGCAAGCGAAAAUUGAAAGCUAUAGAGCACACGAUGCAUAUUUGAUUUGGAUAUUUUAUUUAUCCAAAAUUACUGUAGCAAUUAUACGAUUUUCCUUUUAGUGUCAAAACAUGUAUGAUUGCAUCUAAA
Nicotiana attenuata is the source of this 954-nucleotide messenger RNA. RefSeq names its product protein NIM1-INTERACTING 2-like. The record is from RefSeq and is a predicted model, not a curated record. NCBI's taxonomy places the organism in Eukaryota, Viridiplantae, Streptophyta, Magnoliopsida, Solanales, Solanaceae. Bases 314 to 652 code for a protein of 112 amino acids. Gene Ontology annotation, biological process: regulation of systemic acquired resistance. The transcript has a single exon.